AUGGCUGGAACCCGAAGCUCGACGCGCCAAAAAGCGUCUGCAGCACCAAAGUAUAAUGAAGAUCUAUCAUCAUCUGCUGAAGAAGCACAAUCGAAAGGCAGUACGACCAAGUCGACGCGUCGAAAGCGUACCCGCGAAGAUGAAGACGACGACGACGUAGCAGAUGCAAGCCAACCACCGCCCAAAAAAAUUGCUCCCUCAAAAUCCAAGGCAUUCAAAGCGAGUACAACCAAGGAGAAAGCCCCAGCAAAAGCCCCCAAAACCUCAGAACCCGCAACAUCCAAAUCAAAACCCGCAUCACCACCCGAACCCACCUCACCCUCCAACCGCGACGCAAACGGCAACCAGGAAGUCUUCUGGCUCCUCAAAGCCGAGCCCCUCCCACGCUACGAAAACGGCAUCAACGUCGCCUUCUCCAUCUCCGACCUGCGCGCCUGCACAUCGCCCGAGCCCUGGUCUGGAGUCCGCAACCCGCAAGCCCGCAACAACAUGCAAGCGAUGCGCAAAGGCGACCUAGGCUUCUUCUACCACUCCAACGCCAAGCCCUCAGGUGUCGUCGGCAUCCUGCGCGUCGUGCAAGAAGCCUUCGUCGAUGAGACGGCGUUUGACCCCAAGGAUCCGUACUAUGAUGCCAAGUCGCAGCGUGAUAAUCCCAAGUGGUAUUGUGUAGGCGUGGAGUUUGUGAAGGAGUUUGAAAGGGUUGUGGAUUUGCAUGAGAUUAAGGGGUUUGCGGGGGGUGGGGGGCCGUUGAGGGAUAUGCAGCUUGUUACGAAUUCAAGGUUGAGUGUUUGUAGGGUUAGGAAGGAGGAGUGGGAGUUUAUUCUGGGGUUGGCGGAGGGGGGCAAGGGCGAAGAGAAGGAUGUGGAGAAGAAGGCGUAG
Messenger RNA from Bipolaris victoriae FI3, 879 nucleotides. RefSeq lists its product as hypothetical. Gene Ontology annotation, cellular component: nucleus. The coding region runs from base 1 to 879 and encodes 292 amino acids. Lineage: Eukaryota; Fungi; Ascomycota; Dothideomycetes; Pleosporales; Pleosporaceae. The record is from RefSeq and is a predicted model, not a curated record. The transcript has a single exon.